Fragaria vesca subsp. vesca is the source of this 1560-nucleotide messenger RNA. Its product is annotated as probable inorganic phosphate transporter 1-7-like. NCBI's taxonomy places the organism in Eukaryota, Viridiplantae, Streptophyta, Magnoliopsida, Rosales, Rosaceae. The record is from RefSeq and is a predicted model, not a curated record. Gene Ontology annotation, biological process: phosphate ion transport; transmembrane transport. The transcript has a single exon. Gene Ontology annotation, molecular function: phosphate transmembrane transporter activity. The coding region runs from base 1 to 1560 and encodes 519 amino acids. Gene Ontology annotation, cellular component: membrane.
AUGGCUAAAGACCAAUUGGAGGUGUUAAAUGCACUUGAUGUGGCCAAAACACAAUGGUAUCAUUUCACAGCAAUUGUGAUUGCUGGCAUGGGCUUCUUCACUGAUGCAUAUGAUCUGUUCUGCAUAUCUCUUGUCACUAAAUUACUGGGUCGCAUAUACUACCAACAACAUGGUUCUGCUAAUCCUGGAAGUCUGCCUUCAAAUGUCUCGGCUGCUGUUAAUGGUGUGGCCUUCUGUGGCACACUUUCAGGCCAACUCUUCUUUGGUUGGCUCGGUGACAAAUUAGGGCGAAAACGCGUCUAUGGAAUGGUCCUUAUGGUCAUGGUUUUAUGCUCCAUUGCCUCCGGCCUUUCAUUUGGGAAACAACCUAAGGCUGUUAUUUCGACAUUGUGCUUCUUCAGGUUCUGGCUAGGCUUUGGCAUCGGUGGUGACUACCCUCUUUCUGCUACUAUCAUGUCCGAGUAUGCAAAUAAAAAGACUCGUGGUGCCUUCAUUGCUGCUGUGUUUGCAAUGCAAGGUUUCGGGAUCUUGGCUGGUGGAAUGGUUGCGAUAAUUGUAUCUGCAGUUUUCAAGGAGCUAUAUCCUGCUCCAUCUUUUGCAGCUGAUCCAGCUGCCUCUAUUUUCCCACAAGCAGAUUAUGCAUGGCGAAUAAUUCUGAUGUUUGGUGCAAUCCCAGCUUUGCUUACAUACUACUGGCGAGCCAAAAUGCCCGAAACUGCACGGUACACUGCCUUGGUUGCCAAGAAUGCUAAGCAAGCGGCAGCUGACAUGUCAAAAGUUUUGCAGGUUGACGUAGAAGCAGAACCAGUGAAAACGGAAGAACGCUCCCAACCUGGAAGAAAUGAUUUUGGUUUAUUUUCAAAGGCUUUCCUUCGCCGUCAUGGUCUUCACUUGCUUGGGACUACAAGCACAUGGUUCUUGCUAGACAUCGCCUUCUACAGUCAGAAUCUGUUCCAAAAAGACAUCUUCAGUGCCAUUGGUUGGAUCCCUAAGGCAAACACUAUGAGUGCUAUGGAAGAAGUCUUCAGAAUUUCCAGAGCACAGACUCUUAUUGCUCUCUGCAGCACAGUUCCAGGGUAUUGGUUCACAGUGGCAUUCAUAGAUAAGAUUGGGAGGUUCACAAUUCAAUUGAUGGGAUUUUUCUUCAUGACGGUUUUCAUGUUUGCCUUAGCUAUUCCUUAUCAUCACUGGACUCUGAAAGCUAACCGAAUUGGUUUUGUUGUUAUGUACUCAUUGACCUUCUUUUUCGCCAAUUUCGGACCAAAUGCCACUACUUUUGUAGUGCCUGCAGAGAUUUUCCCCGCGAGGCUAAGAUCAACUUGCCAUGGCAUAUCAGCUGCAGCGGGGAAGGCUGGGGCAAUUGUUGGAGCAUUUGGUUUCCAGUAUGCAGAAAAGGUUAUUGGGGUGAAGAACACCCUCAUAAUUUUGGGUGUGGUCAACUUUUUGGGGUUGUUGUUUACUUUCUUGGUGCCGGAGUCAAAGGGAAAAUCAUUGGAAGAAAUGUCCGGGGAAGGAGAAGAAGAAAAUGGAACUGAAACACAAUCUAGUCAGCAGGCCUGA